GUGUGCUCGGCGCGGGCAGCGGGAUGCGGGCGGCGGGCGGAGGGCCGGGCUGCGGCUGCAAGGGGAUCCGCUCCUGCCUGCUCUGCGAGGGGCCCGCGCCGGCCGCUCCGCCCCCGCAGGGAGAAGAUAAUUUCACUUACUGUCCAGCAACAGGCCUAGCUAAAGGAAAUGAGCACUCGGAAUUUGCUGGCUGGGCAUUCCCCUUUCCAGGGGUGUUCCUGGUGGAGGAGUUCAUUAGUGAAGAUGAAGAGUGUGAGAUAGUGGAACUGAUGGAUCGAGAUGACUGGAAACCAUCACAGUCUGGCCGAAAGAAGCAGGACUAUGGACCCAAAGUGAACUUCAAGAAGCAGAGGCUGAAAGCUGACGGCUUUACCGGUUUGCCAAGUUUCAGCAGGAAGAUCGUGGCACAAAUGACGGCCUGCUCUGUGCUCAGUGGUUUCUUACCUGUUGAACAGUGUAAUCUGGACUACACACCAGAGAGGGGUUCUGCCAUAGACCCCCACUUUGAUGACUGGUGGCUGUGGGGGGAGCGUCUGGUCAGCUUAAACUUGCUCUCCAAAACCGUGCUCUCCAUGUCCUGUGACUCAGAGGACACCAUCCAACUAUCCCCCACUUGCAGCAAAGGGGAAUUAAGCCCCCCCGGGUCUCUCACACAAACAUCAGCGUGCAGAAAUUCGGGCGAGGAGGGAAUCGAGGGCGUUGUGCCGCCGAGGCUGGUCCCCAGUAAGGAGGUGACUGUUGCUGUUCACUUGCCCCGGAGGGCGCUGGUGGUGCUGCAGGGGGACGCGCGGUACAAGUGGAAGCACGGGAUCCACCGCAAGCACAUCGAGAACCGCCGGGUCUGUGUCACGUUCAGGGAGCUCUCUGCAGAGUUCAGCGCCGGGGGAAGGCACGAGGAACUGGGCAAAGAACUGCUGGAAAUAGCUCUUUCAUUCCAAGGGAGGCCGGUGUGAUCAAGGGGGAGGCCGAGUGGCACUUUGCUAGGAAAUUUGUAAAACGAGGUACGGAAUCUGUAUGACCCGGUUUAUCUGUGUGUGUGAGGAACCAGGUGUGUGCAGAGAGAAGCUCAAUAAAGUGGAAAUUUGACAAACAGAAAUAA
Messenger RNA from Pseudopipra pipra, 1099 nucleotides. It is a transcript of the gene ALKBH4, whose product is annotated as alkB homolog 4, lysine demethylase. Gene Ontology annotation, biological process: actomyosin structure organization; protein demethylation. Lineage: Eukaryota; Metazoa; Chordata; Aves; Passeriformes; Pipridae. Gene Ontology annotation, cellular component: midbody; contractile ring. The coding region runs from base 24 to 953 and encodes 309 amino acids. The transcript is spliced from 3 exons. The record is from RefSeq and is a predicted model, not a curated record. Gene Ontology annotation, molecular function: actin binding; oxidoreductase activity; demethylase activity.